GAAAGCUCUGUUUGCGUUUUCUUAGGGCGGUAAUAAGUAUCUCCUGAUCUUUCUGGACCUCGAACUCCCACGCUAAACCUAGAUUGAAGAAUCUUUUUUGAUGGGUGGGAGUGGAGGAGGAGCUGUGAUUUCUCUCCCUAAACCUGUGCGCCCUCUUUGCUGUCAAUCUUUAGAACCUUUGCACUGCAGAGACCUAAGCCUUGAAACAGCAUUCCCUUUUAUCCAGGCACUGUGCUAGGCUGUGCGACUUCAGAGAUCGGAAAAACGGUUCUAUCCUUAGUGGCACUGCCGUACGUGUCAAGGGUCAGAACACGUGUAUAAUUUCCAAUCAGUGUAAAAAAUACUAUUAGAGACAUUUCCAUGGUGCUGUUGGAGCACAGGAUGGGGAUUAAGUUUUUGAAAGAAGACCUCAGAGGAUUUCCUUAGUCUGACCCUGACCUACGUUUCCAGCCCCAUCUUUCAUUGCUGUCAUUUCUCCUCCGAGUUCUGGCCAUAUGUACCGGUUGCUUUCAUGGUUGAAAAGACAUUUAUAAAGAUCCUUCAAUUCAUCACCUAGAGAACUGGACCAGUUUGCUCACACUCUCCAGUGACAAAUGCCCUCCUUUCACCUCCUUUCCUAAAUGAAAAUCAAUGAAGCUGUUGUCAUUUCUGGAAGGAAACUUGCCGAGCAGAUCAAGCAGGAAGUGCGGCGGGAGGUGGAGGAGUGGGUGGCGGCCGGCAACCGGCGGCCGUCCCUGAGCGUGGUUCUGGUUGGGGAGAAUCCUGCAAGUCACUCCUAUGUCCUCAACAAAAGCAAAGCGGCUGCCGAUGUGGGAAUCAACAGUGAGACAAUUGUGAAACCAGCUUCGAUUUCAGAGGAAGAACUGUUGAACUUAAUCGGUAAACUAAACAAUGAUAGUAACGUGGAUGGCCUCCUUGUACAGCUGCCUCUUCCAGAGCACAUUGAUGAGAGAAGGAUCUGCAAUGCUGUUUCUCCAGACAAGGAUGUUGAUGGCUUUCAUGUAAUUAACGUGGGGCGAAUGUGUUUGGACCAGUAUUCCAUGUUACCAGCUACUCCAUGGGGUGUAUGGGAAAUAAUUAAGCGAACUGGUAUUCCAACCCUAGGGAAGAAUGUGGUUGUGGCUGGAAGGUCAAAAAAUGUCGGAAUGCCCAUUGCAAUGUUGCUACACACAGAUGGGGCACAUGAGCGACCUGGAGGUGAUGCCACAGUCACAGUAGCCCACCGAUACACUCCCAAGGAGCAGCUGAAGAAACACACAGCUCUUGCGGACAUUGUGGUCUCCGCUGCCGGCGUUCCGAAUCUGAUCACCGCAGAUAUGAUCAAGGAAGGAGCUGCUGUCAUUGAUGUGGGAAUAAAUAGAAUUCAGGAUCCUGUAACUGCUAAACCCAAGUUGGUUGGAGAUGUGGAUUUUGAAGGAGUCAGGAGGAAAGCUGGUUACAUCACUCCAGUCCCUGGGGGUGUUGGUCCAAUGACAGUGGCAAUGCUAAUGAAGAAUACCAUUAUUGCUGCAAAAAAAGUGCUGAGGCUUGAAGAGCGGGAUGCACUGAAGUCUAAGGAGGUCGGAGUGGCAAGGAAUUAACAAUUCUGUCUUCUGUAUCAUGAAGAGCACUCCAAGCCAGUUCAAGAGGAAAACCAGGCCAGCAGAAAUGCAAUAUUCUCUAUUUAUUCUACUUAAAUGGCUUAAAACAUUGUAUUUAUUGAAAACUUAAAAUGGAUAGGUGUCUGUGCACAUAGCCCUGCGGUAACUCACCAGGGAACACGCCACUGUCACGCUGGGUCAUGUGAUCUAGCCGAGAGAAGCCACUGACCCUGCGAUUCACAGUGUGGGGAGCAUGGUCACACUGAGAACGGCUGUGUAACUCUGUCAGUCCACUUCAGUUAAAAUUUGCCUUUUCUAGGAUUGCAUUUCCCAAGUGCUAUUCCAGUAAUGAGUUGAUACUCACUUUAGGUUCCAAACCUUUUGAGUUCAACUGGUCAAACCAAAGAAAAAAUGUUGCUAGAGAAAAUUACGGAAAAGGUAGAAAGGAAGAAAUGAUGAUAACUGAGUAGAAGAAAUUUACCCUCAUUUAUAUACAAAUUGAUUGAAAACCAGAAGAAGAACCACAUGUCUCUUAAGCUGUCAUUCUUUGGCUUAGUCGUGGGGAAAAUGUUCAGGGUGGUUCCAUUCGCUAUUCGCCCUUGUUUUAUGUAUGCCACCAUUCCUGAGGGCUCCUCUUUUGAGUUUUCUAGGAUUGAAGGGCUUAUUUUACACAUUACUCGUGUGUGUUGUCAUAUAUGGCCUUUCCUGUAUCCUUCAUUGUCAUAUUUUUGUACUGUUGGGCUUGUCUGUUUGGUCUCUUCAGUGUAUCUUGAGAUGUGUUUUUGAAAAACAAAACUUGGGUUUGAUAAUCAUUAGUGAAGCUUAUAUACGUAUGCAACUUGCUUUUCCGCCAAAGAACUGUCAACAGCUGCCUGCUUUCUGGUGCACCUGUUGGCUUUCCCUGAUCGGUUUUUGAGAGUUUGGAUUAAAUCUGAAUUUAGUCAGACUUCCUGAUUAAAGGAUUUUUUUUUCGUUUCA
Molecule: messenger RNA, 2558 nt
Organism: Vicugna pacos (alpaca)
Lineage: Eukaryota; Metazoa; Chordata; Mammalia; Artiodactyla; Camelidae
Source: RefSeq, a predicted model, not a curated record